Lathyrus oleraceus (garden pea) is the source of this 1305-nucleotide messenger RNA. RefSeq lists its product as uncharacterized. The transcript has 3 exons. The record is from RefSeq and is a predicted model, not a curated record. Bases 34 to 486 code for a protein of 150 amino acids. NCBI's taxonomy places the organism in Eukaryota, Viridiplantae, Streptophyta, Magnoliopsida, Fabales, Fabaceae.
UGUGUUAAAAACAAAUUAAAGAAAAAAAGAAAAAUGGAAACACAGAGGUUCGUCUUCAUCGUCAUCUUCCUCCCCACCUCACGAACUCCCUCAAGCUCAGAGAAAACUCUCCCUCAUCGCUCUCUCAAUCUCGUUCGCACCUAUCUCUCAUUCUCACCAAAACCCUCUCAAACGCGCUCUCUCUAUCUCACCAAAAUCGUUCUCUCUCAACUCUCAACAUCUCUCUCUCACUCACACGAUAUCUCCAUCAACAAGCAUAUGAGAAAGAUAAAAAGAAAGAAAGAGAAGUACUUACAAAGUGUCGCGGUGGUGGCGGUGAAGAACGUACAGACGCUGGCCUCCAGGGUUUGGAUGAGAUCAAAAAAGCAUGGAAUUGGAAUUGCUUUCUUUUUUGUGCUGCUCUGUUGUCUAUCCCAUUUUGGUGUUUGCUCUGAAAAAGCAAAAAUUGGUUACAAGGAGGUUGUGGAUGUUGGUGACAUAUUGUAGUGACAACUUGUGUUUUGUCAUGACUCUAACUUGUUUGUGCAUGAACUGCUGUCGGGGUCUUGAAUGGAACAUACACAUCUCUGUCAUGGUCUGCUUCAUGAAGUAGCAGGAUAUGGUCUUGAUUCGGACUUGUCGAUGCGGAUUGUUGGUUGUUGCUGCUGCAGUUGAUGGUGCAGGAGCAGCCUUAUAUGGCGGCGGUAACGAUUUGACGUUUGGGACUAGGACUAGGUGAUAUGGAUGAUUCAGUUCCUUUAAUCUUCUGAGGAGUUAGGGCUAAUGCAUUAGGUUUGCAUUGUAUUUGCAGAAGAACACCUUAAUUUCAUGUGCAAGAAUUGUCGGUCUUCUUUGUACAAUAAGAUUGAUAUUUCGCAGGGCAACAUAUUGUAUCUCGGGUUCUGCUGAGAGUAAUGUCACAAGAGGAGGGCCCAUCUUUUUGCGAAGAUUCCGGACCACAUCAGUACUGGUGAUGAGCUCCAUUUGUUAAAGGAUCAUCUUAACAGCCGACAGUACAACUGCACAAUUGGCAUGCUGUAACCGUGGCAUAACUCUUUCUUCAAUGUUCUCUGCCUCACGCGCAUCAGCAGCCUUGUAUCUAGAUAGAGCAUCCAGUAUAAAAGCUUGACCCCGUUCUGUACAUUCAUUUAACGCAGUGAGGAGCUUUGACAGUGUGUGGCUAGUGAUCUCAAAGAUGGGUCUACUGCUAUUGUCCUGAAUUUCAGCGAAUGCCGCGACAGCAUUAGCUACAACCAUUGGAUUAUUAUCAGAUAUCAAAUCCUUCAGUGAUUUUGACUUUCUGGUUUUGUUAUUUUGAUUGUUUGC